Kickxella alabastrina is the source of this 2256-nucleotide messenger RNA. RefSeq lists its product as uncharacterized. The record is from RefSeq and is a predicted model, not a curated record. The coding region runs from base 1 to 2256 and encodes 751 amino acids. Gene Ontology annotation, molecular function: actin lateral binding; calcium ion binding. Lineage: Eukaryota; Fungi; Kickxellomycota; Kickxellomycetes; Kickxellales; Kickxellaceae. Gene Ontology annotation, biological process: actin cytoskeleton organization; actin filament bundle assembly. Gene Ontology annotation, cellular component: actin filament bundle; plasma membrane; cell projection. The transcript has 3 exons.
AUGCCUGGCGGAAAUGCACGCAACUCGUCUACCUCGCUUCCAGCUGCUGACAAGACCUGGGAGACUGUGCAGUCCAAGAAGCACUCCCUGGCGCCCCUCAACAACAUUUGUACAGAUUUUUCUGACGGCACAGCGCUAAUCCAUCUUUUGGAAAUAAUCGGCGAUGCCUCCCUCGGUCGCUUCAACCGCAACCCCCGCAUGCGUAUCCAAAAGGUCGAAAACGUCAACCUCGCGCUCGACUACAUCCGCUCGCGCAGCAUCAACCUGACGAACAUCGGCGCCGAAGACAUCGUUGACUCCAACCCCAAGCUGAUUCUCGGGAUGAUCUGGAUAAUCAUCCUGCGCUUUACCAUCGAAGAUAUCAGCGAAGAAGGGCUGAGCGCCAUGGACGGCCUCCUGCUCUGGUGUCAGCGCAAGACUGCAUCAUAUAAGGAGGUAAACGUGCAGAAUUUCUCCUACAGUUGGCAAAGCGGGCUUGCGUUCUGCGCGCUUAUCCACAGGCACCGGCCUGAUCUCCUGGACUACCAUGCGCUGGACAAGGAGGACAUGCGCGGAAACACUGCCCUGGCCUUUGACGUCGCCGAGCGCCACCUCGGUAUCCCCAAGCUCCUCGAUGUCGAAGACGUCUGCGACGUUAAUAAGCCGGAUGAGCGCUCGGUAAUGACCUACGUGGCGCAGUAUUUCCACGCGUUUUCGUCCCUGAGUAAGGCGGAGACUGCCGGCAGGCGGCUGGGCAAGUUCGCCGACGUCAUGCAGUCGGUCUUCGACCUGCAGCACGACUACGAGGUGCGCGUUGGCCAGUUGAUCGCCGCAGUACAUGCGAAGCAGGAGGAAUGGCGGCGCGCGCGGUUCGAACCCGUGUAUGCUGGCGCGCGUGCACACUCAGACGCCUUCAACGAGUAUAAGGCUGGGACAAAGCGGGCAUGGACGAAUGAGAAGCUUGAGCUGGACACCCUGCUGGGCAAUAUCCAGACCAAGCGGGUGACGUACAACCUCGCCCCCUUCGUGCCAAAGCCCGGGCUGGCGCCGCGCGACCUCGAGGCUGCGUGGAAUGAGCUAGCUGCUAGCGAGGUGCGCCAUAGGAAGGCCAUCAACCAGUAUAUUCGCGAAUCCCGCGAUUUGCUCCAACGCAAGUACGGCGCCGAGGCGAAUGGUAUUCAGGCGGCGCUUAAUGGCAUUUCGAAUGAGCUGGCGGCGCUUAGUGGUGGCCUGGACGAUCAGCUGGAUACUGUCAAUGGGCUGAUCACCAGGGCGCGGCCGCUUUCCGCCGCCCUGCGCCGCCUGGCGGAGCUCGAGCUGCAAUGCAGCCGCGCGAACAUUGACGAGCACGAUUACACGGUGUACUCCGUCGGCGACCUCGAGUAUGACUCGGGCAUGAUGAUGAAGGCGCUGGAGAAAAAGGCGCGGUUUAUCGAAAACCAAUCCGUCGUCCGCAACAUGACGAACCUGACGCCCGCGCAGCUGGAGGAGUUCGACGCCACCUUCCGUUACUUUGACCGCGACGGCACCAAUGUUCUGAAUGACGUGGAGUUCCGCGCGGCAUUGGACAGCCUGGGCCAUUUGUUCUCGGACAAUGAGUUCGCUGCUUUGUAUGACCAGCUGUCGUGUGGCUCGGAGUAUAUUUCCUUCGAAGUGUAUAUUCGCUUCAUGGUUGAAUUAACCGAGGACCAGACGACGCCUGAGCAGCUGCUGCAGUCGUUUAGCGUUAUUGCUGGGGACAAGGAGCAUGUUACAGAGGCUGAUUUGAGAAUGUCUGAGCUGUCGCCGCCGUCGAUUGCGUAUUUGGUUCGCGCUAUGCCGAGGUCUGAACUUUCCGCCGAUGGCUACGACUAUUUGGCAUACUUGCGCGGCGACAACUUUUUCGAGUGGGAGGCUGUAAUAUCCGGCCCACCAGACACGCCUUUCGAGGGCGGCAUAUUCACAGCAACCCUGACGUUCCCAAAGGACUACCCUCUGAACCCACCCACAAUGAAGUUUACUUGCCCCAUGUUCCACCCCAACGUGUACUCGAAUGGCGUCGUUUGCAUCUCCAUCCUGCACCCACCGGGCGACGACCCCAACCACUAUGAGAGCAGCUCUGAGAGAUGGAGCCCUGUGCAGAGCGUCGAGAAAAUCCUGUUGUCGGUCCUCAGUAUGAUUGCCGAGCCUAAUGAUGAGAGCGGCGCCAAUGUGGAUGCGAGCAAGAUGUGGAGAGAUGAUAGAAAGCAGUAUGAUGCGGUGGUUGAGGAGAUUGUGAGAAAGUCAUUGGGUCUGUGA